Messenger RNA from Mobula hypostoma (lesser devil ray), 5381 nucleotides. RefSeq names its product ATP-sensitive inward rectifier potassium channel 8-like. Gene Ontology annotation, molecular function: ATP-activated inward rectifier potassium channel activity. The transcript has a single exon. Lineage: Eukaryota; Metazoa; Chordata; Chondrichthyes; Myliobatiformes; Myliobatidae. The record is from RefSeq and is a predicted model, not a curated record. Gene Ontology annotation, biological process: regulation of monoatomic ion transmembrane transport; potassium ion import across plasma membrane. Bases 636 to 1877 code for a protein of 413 amino acids. Gene Ontology annotation, cellular component: plasma membrane.
UGGGAAUAAGAAGGAAAGGUCCUCCUAUUUACGUCAGAAAGUUCGAGCCGGGGGCUCGGGAACUGAGUUGAAAACUGACUGGUUGUUGAGGCCCUAGUUACUGCGGAGCAGCGUCGCGGUUUGUCUCUCCUUGAGACCGGCUCUUACUCAUCGCCACGCGGCACAUCCCUCUGGUCCGGCGGUGCCGAUGUGGGAUCCCCCCAGCGAUGACACUCUUCCCCAGCACCGUGCUGAAGUCCAGAUCCUGGAUCCAUUCAGCUCUUGGAUAGCGCUCUCCCGCAGCAUCCCGGCAAGUCGCAGGUAGCUGGGGGAGAGGCUGUCCAUCACGGCACCGGGAUCCCGCCUUGGCAGCAUUACCCCUGGAAAAGGCAGGGACUCACGGAGGAAAAUCUCAUAACCUCAAGAUAUCAACAAAAAGAGGGAACAGAAAGACGCGACGCGCGAGUCGGAGAACUCUUGAAUUCCUUGGAGCCAAAUUUGCAUAAUCCAAUUUGCAUGCACCACAAAGUUCUCCCUGACCUGAAUGAGGAAUUUGGAGAUUUGAAAGGUGAUCCCGACUAUUGCGCACCUGUGGUUAAACGACAGCCACAAGGAGACACCAUUGGCCCGAGUGAAGUCAGGACUAUGCUGCCAGAAUGUUGGCCAGGAAGAGCAUCAUCCCAGAGGAGUACGUCCUGGCCCGGAUCGCGGCUGAGAACGUCCGGCAGCCCCGUUACACCGUGCGUCCUCGCCAACCCCGCUUCAUUAACAAGAACGGAGCUUGCAACGCGGCGCAUAAGAACAUCCAAGAGCAAGGUCGCUUCCUGCAGGAUGUCUUCACCACCCUGGUGGACCUGAAGUGGCGCUACACCCUUUUCAUCUUCACCAUGUCCUUCCUCUGCAGUUGGCUACUCUUCGCCAUGAUGUGGUGGCUGGUGGCCUUCGCGCACGGAGACCUGGACCACAGACAGAGCACGUCCUUCGAGCCGUGCGUCACCAAGGUGAGGUCGUUCACCUCGGCCUUCCUUUUCUCCAUCGAGGUGCAGGUCACCAUCGGCUUCGGCGGCAGGAUGAUGACCGAGGAGUGCCCCAUGGCCAUCACCGUGCUCAUCAUGCAGAACAUCUCGGGGCUGAUCAUCAACGCCGUCAUGCUGGGCUGCAUCUUCAUGAAGACGGCUCAGGCUCACCGGAGAGCGGAGACCCUGAUCUUCAGCCGGCACGCCGUGGUCGGCCUGAGGAACGGCAAGCUCUGUUUCAUGUUCAGAGUGGGCGACCUGAGGAAGAGCAUGAUCAUCAGCGCCUCGGUCCGGAUGCAGGUUGUGAAGAAGACCACCACCAUCGAGGGAGAGGUUAUCCCCAUCCACCAGAUCGACAUCCUGGUGGACAACCCCAUCGACACCAACAACAUCUUCUUGGUGGCGCCGCUCACCAUCUGCCACGUUAUAGACAAGCGGAGCCCUCUCUACGAGAUCUCGGCCAGCGACCUGCAGCACCAGAACCUGGAGGUGAUCGUCAUACUGGAAGGCGUGGUGGAGACCACUGGCAUCACCACCCAGGCCAGGACGUCUUACAUCGCCGAGGAGAUCUUGUGGGGCUACCGCUUCGUCCCGAUCGUGACCGAGGAGGACGGAACCUACUCGGUGGAUUACUCCAAGUUCGGCAACAGGAUCAAAGUGGCGACUCCUCGCUGCACGGCCAGAGAGCUGGAUGAGAAGCCCUCCAUCCUGAUCCAGACCCUGCAGAAGAGUGAGCUCUCGCACCAGAACUCGCUGAGGAAGCGGAGUUCGAUGAGGCGAAACAACUCGAUGAGGAGGAACAACUCGACCCUUCUGGUCCCCAAAGUCCAAUUCGUUACUCCCGAAGGCAAUAUUGAUGCUGCUGACUCCGAGUUUAACUGAUGCAACCUCAGCACUGCUGAAUUCACUGCUGACUUCAGAUCUCCAACUCCGAGCUAAUGAACAAAUAUGCCACACGGAAUCUUUGCCACUCUCCGUUCACAGUGAUUUAACCAAGGAACACACCAAACUUCGGAGGAAAUCAGCAAGUCAGGCAGCAUUUCUGGAGGGGUUUCGGCAAUCGACAUUUCGGAUCGAGACUCUUCACCCGAACUGAUGGAACUAAAUGCGACUCAUUAAGAACGGUUCAGUACCAACCUCUUUGUUUUUGUCCUUUAAUAUUGAAAGUGAGAUCGUUACAUCGAUUAUUAUCGGAGCCUUAAAUGUUUGUCGACAGUUGCACAUUUGAACUUAGCGUCCAAUGAUGUUUACACUAGUUCACUUGAUUUCGCAGUACAGCGGCAUUAUAAGCACUAAUAACACGGGCAGGGACUGUGAUACAUAUAUUAAAAAAAACACGAGAAGCAGGAGGAACUCAGCAGGUCAGGGAAAGGGACAGUCCCCGUUUCCGGUUAUAUUGAUAAUGGUGGCAAUUAUGAAACUCACUGUUCCAACUCUCCACUUUUUUUCCACAGUGGCGCCAGUGAGGACCAGGAGAACAACUCACGAUGACUUGCAUGCACUGAGUUAAAUUAAGUUGAUUUAUUAUUGUCAUAUUUACUGAAGUACAGUGAAAAUCUUUGUUUUGCAUUCUUUCUGUAUAAAUCACAUGAGUGCUUCUCUCCCCUGCCAACUUUGAAUUUGGGCAAGGUAUUCUACCCAUUUAACCAUUUUAAGUUUGUCUGGAAAACUAGCGUUUGGUUUCUGUAACAGAUUUUACACUCUAGUGUAAAGUUCCCUCCCUGCCCCAAGAAUUAUGGACUACAAUCCUAAAUUUAUAAUUUCGUCCUUUUCUAUAAAACUACCUAUCAUGCAACACCAUAUAAAGUGCAGAUUGUCAAAGUUAAACUCAAGUUUAUCAUCAUAUGCAUUAGUACAUCUAUGCACAGGUGGCAUGAAAAACUUACCAGCAACAGCAUCACAGGCACAGAACAUCAGAUAAGCAGCGUUCACAAAACAAGACACAAAAUAAACAAACAAUUUUUACAACAAAGAACACAAUGCGAACAGAAAACAAAUCCAUUUUAAUGUAAAAUAUUUAAAGUGAUCAGAAUUGUGCUAAACUGUACUGAUUAGGAUCGUGCAGGCUGGUUCUAGAGUGGAAUGGUUGAAGGGAAAUAACUAUUCUUGAAUCUAGUGGUGUAGGACUUUGGGUUUCUGUACCUCUUGCCAAAUGGCAGCUGUGAGCAGAUAGAAUGGUCAGGCUGGUGGGGACCUUUGAUAGACAGAUAGAUAGAUACUUUGUUGAUUCCAAAGGAAGUUGCAGUGUCACAGUAGAUUAGGAGUGCACAGUUAUACAAAUAAUAGAAGAGAAGUAAGAGAAUGAAAAUUAAGUUGCCGCCAACAGUCUGGAGGGGAUCAUCACUUCCCCAGCUAUAGGUUGACUCAUGGCUGAGUGUAAGCAUGACCUCAAAUAGGCGAGGGUAAGAAUGAUGGAUGUUGCCUCCCUGAGGCAGCAACUCGUGUAGAUAUUUCAGAUGGUGUGGUAGGCUGUGUACACUCCUCUGCAUAUUCUUACAUUCGUGCAUAUUGGAAAUGAGCAGGCAACAUGCAUGUGGUCCAUAUUCAACCACGCCACCUGGGCUUAAGGGAGUUGAGGGGGAAGAGUGGAAUUUUCCUAAGUUUUUUUCUGCUUUGGGCUUGAUUUAAUUCCCAGUUCAGAGAUGAAUGAAAACUCCAUGCUGACACCUGAGACCUGAAAUGUACACAAUUGAGACACUUUCUUUCAGAUGAGCUUGUGUCUGCCCUAUGCAAUUAUUCCGAACAAAAGUAGAUGAUUUAUCCCUAAUAUCCUGGUUGAUAUUUAUUUCUCAAUUAUGAAUUUUAAAAAUGUGUUAUUUCAUAUUGAUAUUUGUGGAAUCUCAGAGUAGGCAAGUUGUCUGUCAUGCUUCCUUAGAGGGAAUACACAUCCAGAGUACUUUAUUGGCUGUGAAUUGUUUUAGCCUGAGCUGGGGUAUGAAAGACACAACAUGGAAGUAAGUCCAUUUAGUUGCACUGCAAAAUCUGUGACAAUCCUACAACCGAACUGUGCUUAGUUACCCCAGACUAGAGUUUAUAAGUUUUUGUUGAUUUUACUACAUAAAGGACUUCCAUUUUUUAAAUUCAUUCUUGAUUGAGGAAUAAAUAUCAGCCAGGAUAUGAGGGAUAAAUGGUUUACUUUUGUUCAGAGUAAUAGCAUAGGGUAAUUAUAUGUACUGAAGGGAUAAAUACACCUGUACAAACUUAUCUAAAAGAAGGUGUCCAUGCCAUCUACAUACCUGGAUUCACAGCUUGGUUUACGUACAUCUGCAUUUAACUAGGGCACAAGUAGGGGGUCUUUCUCUUUGACUCUCUUUACUCGAGAUACCAAUUUGUUCAUCAGGAGGCCAUUUUGGAGGACUGCCCAUGAUUGUCACAAUGGGGAGGGGCGUUGAUGGCAGACCGAAAUGCAAGACACAGACACUGAAGUACUAGGAACAGGACAAGGAUGCAGGACCUGGUCUAGGACAAGGACAAGGAACAGGGAAACCGGACAAGGAACUAUGAACUAGGAGCCUGGGCUUGAACCCCGAGCCAGAGACUGGAUAAGGACCCAGAAUCUGGGUCUUGCCUCGGGCUCGGGCCCCAAAACCAGGCAAGGACAUGACAUGACUGCAGGACUGGAGGCUUGAGGCUUGGAGACAGGCUUGGGGUCUUGAGGCUUGAGUCUAGGGUACAUCGAGGUUUGGGUAUGGACUCCAAGCCAGAGACUGGGCAAGGACCCAGAACCUGGGACUUGACUCGGGCUCAGACUCCAGAACUAGGCAAGACAAGUUGAGGCUACAGGACUGGACGUGACUUGGAUGAGGAACUCCUGGGUAGGGUGAGACACAAAGACAGGUAAAGGCACAUGGACAGGACUCGGAUAGCACUGGACUAGGCACGGACAGGAUGAGGGUCUUCAGGAGCAUGAAGCCUUGGACUAGAAGAGACAGGAGCAUGGAACACAGAGCUGGGACCUGUCCUUGGGAACAGGACAUAGGGCCAGGACUCAUACACAUAACAGAGCUGGGACCCCUCCUUGGGAACAGGACGUAGGGCCAAGACUCAUACACAUAACAGAGCCGGUACCCCUCCUUGGGAACAGGACAUAGGGCCGGGACUCAUACACAGAACGCUGAACAUGAAGAGACAGAUCCCAACACAAGGUGGUGGCAAACGGCCAGACCCACCUAGCAAAGGCAAGAACACAGAGACAGUUCCCAACGCUAGGUAGCGGCAAACAGCCAGACCUACCUAGUGAAGGUGUGGACACAGACAGACAAUUCCACACAACAAAAGACAGUUCCUUAUCUUGACCUAACAAGGCUCCAGUCUUGCUCCAGCAGUAAAACUUCAGCAAUACAGUUGGGGUAUCCAGGCUAGGUGAGCAGGCAGAGAGUCAGACAA